Varanus komodoensis (Komodo dragon) is the source of this 1836-nucleotide messenger RNA. RefSeq names its product nucleoporin 62 C-terminal like (gene NUP62CL). Gene Ontology annotation, biological process: RNA export from nucleus; protein import into nucleus. The record is from RefSeq and is a predicted model, not a curated record. Gene Ontology annotation, cellular component: nuclear pore; nuclear pore central transport channel. NCBI's taxonomy places the organism in Eukaryota, Metazoa, Chordata, Lepidosauria, Squamata, Varanidae. The coding region runs from base 36 to 1766 and encodes 576 amino acids. Gene Ontology annotation, molecular function: phospholipid binding; structural constituent of nuclear pore. The transcript has 13 exons.
CGGCGGCGGCGGCGAGGGGAGGAGCAGAAGGCACCAUGAGUCAGUUCAAUUUUGGUGGCACAGGUAGUGCUGCUGGAGGAGGCUUCAGCUUUGGGACCCCAAAGGCAGCAGCUAGUACAGCCCCCACAGGGUUCUCAUUCACUUCAGCCACUUCGGGAGGAGGAACAGGAGGAAGCUUCAGUUUUGGGACACCUGCUCAAAAUCCUACAAGCAGCCAGUCUACAGGCCUGUUCUCUUUUGCUACUCCAACAACAGCAGCACAGACCUCAGCAGCUGGGUUCAGCUUUGGUACACCCAGCACACCUGCCACAUCUGCAGCAGCUCCUGCUGGAAAUGUCUUCACACUGGGGGGAAAUGCCCCCAAGUUGAACUUGGGUAGCACCAGCACAACACAAGCUCCUGGCAUGACAGGGGGCUUUGGGCUUGGAAACAGCGGUGGGCUGGGCAGCUCUGUCCCGAGCAGUGUGCCUGCCACCCAGCCAGCGGCUCCUUCAGGCUUUAUGUUUGGACCCACCACUGUCACGCAGCCUGCCACCACAGGGGGCUUCAGCUUUGGAACAGCCCAGAUUGGAACUCCCAGCUUUAGCCUCACCUCCGUGGGGAGCUCAACUCAGCAAGCAGCAUCCACUGGGCUGACAUUCGGCAUUGCUCCGGCGGCAGCCAGCACCGCCACAAGCACCACGGCCGCAUCGCAGCCUGCUACGGCGUUCAGCCUUGGGACCCAGCCCACAGGUACUGGCUUUAGCUUGUUGGCUUCAUCUGCUGCUAACUCAGCCCCUACAGGAACACAAAACCAGGGGCCUGCCUUGUCCUUUGGAACUAAACUUGGAGGUACAGCUGCCAGCUCUACUGCACCUGCCACCACAACCACAAAUACCCUCCUUGGCUUGCCUGGGCCUACGCUCUUUGCCUCCAUUGCAAGCUCCUCAGCACCAGCUUCCUCCAGUGCUGGUGGCCUCUCGCUUGGUGUCACCUCGACUGGGACAGCCCCUGCCAGCGCCACGCUGGGGUUUGGCUCCAAAGCCCCUGGAACGACGACAGCAGCCGCUGCGCCUACGACCAGUGUUGCUGCAGCACCCAGUGCGGGAUUCAUGCUGAGCCUGAAGCCCCUGACCACGACUGGCACUGUGGCUGCCACAUCCACGGUGCCAACUAGCACCGUCGCGGCCCCACCGGUGAUGACCUAUGCCCAGCUGGAGAGCCUCAUUAACAAGUGGAGCUUGGAGCUGGAGGACCAGGAGAAGCAUUUCCUGCAGCAGGCCACCCAGGUCAACGCUUGGGACAGGACUCUGAUCGAGAAUGGGGAGAAGAUCACAUCUCUGCAUCGAGAAGUGGAGAAAGUGAAGUUGGAUCAGAAGAGGCUAGACCAAGAACUGGAUUUUAUUUUGUCCCAGCAAAAGGAGCUGGAAGACCUGCUGGUCCCUUUGGAGGAGUCUGUGAAGGAACAGAGCGGCACCAUCUACUUGCAGCAUGCUGAUGAGGAGCGGGAGAAGACGUACAAGCUAGCUGAAAACAUUGAUGCACAGCUGAAGCGCAUGGCCCAAGACCUGAAAGAUAUCAUCGAGCACCUGAAUACAUCUGGUGGCCCUGCUGACACGAGUGACCCUCUUCAGCAGAUCUGCAAAAUUCUGAAUGCACACAUGGACUCCCUCCAGUGGAUUGAUCAGAAUUCAGCUCUGCUGCAGAGGAAGGUCGAGGAAGUGACCAAAGUUUGUGAAAGCCGGCGCAAAGAACAAGAGCGCAGCUUCCGGAUUACUUUUGACUAAGGCUGACCACCUGAAGUUAACCACACCUCAAUUCUAAAAAUAAACAUGUUGAUGUGCAAAUAUAUGGCAA